This is a messenger RNA of Galendromus occidentalis (western predatory mite), 891 nucleotides long. RefSeq names its product grpE protein homolog, mitochondrial Roe1 (gene Roe1). The coding region runs from base 42 to 698 and encodes 218 amino acids. Gene Ontology annotation, cellular component: PAM complex, Tim23 associated import motor. The record is from RefSeq and is a predicted model, not a curated record. Gene Ontology annotation, molecular function: protein homodimerization activity; protein-folding chaperone binding; adenyl-nucleotide exchange factor activity. NCBI's taxonomy places the organism in Eukaryota, Metazoa, Arthropoda, Arachnida, Mesostigmata, Phytoseiidae. Gene Ontology annotation, biological process: protein import into mitochondrial matrix; protein folding. The transcript has 3 exons.
GUGUGUGGGAUUCUGAGAUUUCGUUCAACUGCGGGUGAAAAAUGGCGUCGACCGCGAUGAGCGUGUUCUCUAACUUGAGCCGAUUGGCGUGCCGGGUCCCAUCUCAGCGUAGUCGGCAUGGCUUGACAGCUUUUGGGCGAUGCUUCUCAGCUAAUUCCACAGCCUCUACUUCCCCGAGCGAGGGCCAGCAAUCUCCGUCCGCUGUCUCUGCCGAGGAAUACGCCAAACUUAAGGAGGAGAAAGACUUUCUUCUAGAGAACGUCAAAGAGCUCGAUGACAAAUACAAGCGAGCCCUGGCCGAAGUCGAGAAUACUAGAAUGCGUUUGGGAAAACAAAUUGAGGAUGCUAGAGUUUUCGGCAUCCAAAAGUUCGGCAAAGAUCUUCUCGACGUCGCCGAUGUGCUGCAGACGGCCUGCGGAGCGGUACCACAAGAGGAAUUGAGUAAAAACGCGCAUUUGAAGAACCUGUAUGAAGGGCUCAAGAUGACAGAAUCACAGCUGCAAGGGGUAUUCCGCCGACACGGUCUCACACAAAUCAACCCACUCGGCGAGAGGUUCGACCCCAAUGAGCACGAGGCCGUUUUCAUGACGGAAGAUAAAUCGAAGGAAGUCAACACCGUCGCCGUCGUCAGCAAAUUGGGCUAUAAGUUGAAGGACCGGGUCAUACGGCCCGCUGUUGUCGGAGUGGUUAAGCAUUGAUACGAAGAUCCUAAUAGGUUUGUUAGCAAUUGCAUCGAAUCACCUGCGUUCCAAUUUGAAUCAUCGAGGUAGCCGGAUACACAACGAGCGUGCUUCCGCUGCACGGAGCUGCUCUUGUUGUCGCUCAGAAGUGAGCUUCAAGCUAUGAGUCCUACAUCUCAUCCUUGGGAAUAAAUUAAUUUUCCUCUAUAAC